UUUACAAAGUUUCGAGUGAGAAAAAAUAUGUAAUAUCCUGAUUUUAAGAGGACGUCUUUUUACCGCAUGAAUUUAUUUACGCACACCCCCACGACAUAAGUGCCAUACUGGCUACUGCCAUGUGUUAAUUCUUAGAAUUUAGCAAUAUUUUACGUUCAUCCCUCCCCUAUAUAAUGCCAAGCCAGUUUUCACUAAUCAAAAGCCUCUCUCCCUCCCCCUCUCUCUUUCUCUCUCUGUUUAAGAGCAAUAUAUCUUGUGACAGAUACUAAGAUAUAUGAAGAAAAUGAGUUGCAAUCUGAAAUCUGGGGUGGCCCUGGUGAUGGCGUUGGUAAUAAUGGGCAUGAUGGGAAGUUUGAGUGAAUCAAAAUGUGAAUUUGAGGCAAUCUUCAACUUCGGUGACUCCAACUCCGAUACCGGUGGGUUCUGGGCAGCAUUUCCGGCGCAGGGACCUCCCUAUGGCAUGACUUAUUUCAAGAAACCUUCUGGCCGGGCUUCUGAUGGCAGGCUUAUCAUUGAUUUCUUGGCUGAAGCAAUAGGAGUGCCAUUUCUUAGUCCAUAUUUACAAUCAAUUGGAUCAAACUUUAGACAUGGAGCCAACUUUGCAACACUUGCAUCCACAGUUCUCCAACCCUAUACUUCCUUGUUUGUUAGUGGUGUCAGCCCUUUCUAUCUUGCCAUUCAGCUCAAUCAACUCAAGCAACUCAAUUUCCUGACUCAUCAACCUCACUCCCACAGAGGAGGAACCAAACUUCCUCAUCACAGUGUGCUUAAGAAAUCUCUGUAUGUAUUUUAUAUCGGCCAGAACGAUUUCACGGGGAACUUGGCAGCAAUUGGCAUAAAAGGAGUACAACAAUAUCUUCCUGAUGUAGUUGAUCAAAUUGCUUAUGCAAUUAAGGAAAUAAAUGGAAUGGGAGGAAGAACGUUUAUGGUGCUAAAUAUUGCACCAAUUGGUUGCUACCCUGCAUUUUUAGAAGAGCUCCCCCAUGACGAAUCUGAUGUUGAUCAAUUCGGAUGCUUGAUAUCGUACAACAAUGCAGUGGUGGAAUACAACACAAUGCUCAAAGAUACUUUGUUCCAAGUCAAGAAACAACUCUCCAAUGCUGAUGUUAUAUACGUUGACAUCCAUUCUGUGAUGCUCGAGCUCUUCCAACACCCUACUCAUCAUGGAUUGAGGCACGGUCCAACAGCAUGCUGUGGAGUUGAGGGUAAUAAACACAAAUUUAAUCCUAAAGUGUUUUGUGGAAACACCAAGGUUCUUGAUGGAAGAAAUGUAACUGCACAAGCUUGUAGCGAUCCACACAAUUAUGUUAGUUGGGAUGGAAUUCAUGCCACAGAAGCUGCAAACAAGAUUGUGACGGAAGCCAUUCUUAGUGGUUCGUACUUUGAUCCUCCUUUCGAUUUUCAUAAAUUUUGUGAUAUCCAACCUAUUGGUUGAGAAAAUUAGGGAAGUAGUCUAGAAGGUGAUGAAUCAUCCAUCUGCUAAGACAGUCUUAAGAAUAAAAAUUAAAUGUUCAAAUCCACUUCCUAAAUAAACAUUACUACCCUGCUUGAA
This is a messenger RNA of Daucus carota subsp. sativus, 1552 nucleotides long. RefSeq names its product GDSL esterase/lipase At4g01130. Lineage: Eukaryota; Viridiplantae; Streptophyta; Magnoliopsida; Apiales; Apiaceae. The coding region runs from base 275 to 1435 and encodes 386 amino acids. The record is from RefSeq and is a predicted model, not a curated record. Gene Ontology annotation, molecular function: hydrolase activity, acting on ester bonds. The transcript has 5 exons.